GCUCCAGUCCCUCAGAGACGUUCCCAUGAUCCCUCUGGCCAACGGCAGUGUGGUUUCUCUGAGUACGUUUGAGGAGGGAGUUUUCUUUCCUCUCAGUGAUGUGACACAAGCUCAAACAGAUCUGCAGGCUCUGUACCAGGACCUGAACAUCGUGGAGCCGCGGCUGCUGGCGUGUCUGGAUGAACUGGGAAACUCGCAGGUGCGGGAGCUGCUCCGGAGACUGAACGUCCACGAGCUGGAGCCGCAGCAGGUCCUGCAGCAGCACAUCUACCCGCUGCUCAGGAGCAAAGCCUGGGAGAAAAAGCCGGAGGACAUCGUCAUCAGCUACCUGGUGUUCAUCAAACUGCACUCUCAGGAUCAGGAUUACAGGAGCCUCAUCACACACCUCCCUGUGCUGACUAACAAGGGCUUCCUCUGCCCCGCCGAGCACAAAAUCCACUUCUCCAAAGAAUACGGCAACAUCCACCUUCCCAGUGUGCUGCCCGGUGUGGACUGGGUGCUGCUGGACGCUUGCUAUCUGAGGGCCGACCGAGACGCGAGCGGAUGGAGAGACUUCUUCAGUGCACUGGGAGUGCGAGACCUGCUCAUCUUCAGGAAGGAGAAGCGCACCUUCAACGUCUCUGAGCUGGCGUCCAGCCCGUGGGCAGAGGAGAGCAAGCUGUGGUCCAGGCCCGCGGAUGGGCCGUAUGUCAUCGAGGAUCAGCACUGCGCUGAGUUUCAUACGCUGGCCACUGCAGAUCAUCUGACCGCUGACAGCAAACUACAGCAGAGACAAGCGCUGAUCAGCCUUCUGGACAAGAACUGGGACACCGGAGAGAAGUACUCGCAGUACCUCCGGGUUCAGGUCUGUGACAGUCAGGGCCGCUCCGUGAGGGAGGUCAGAUCCUCCUUCUACCAUCACCUCACGCAGCUGUCCUGGGUUCCCGCUCGCAGACCGCCGUGGGACGAGAGCCGACCCGUCUCCUACCUACAGCCCAACUUUGUCUACAUCUUCUCUGCAGAAGUGCACCAGCUCCUCGGCUCCCACGUCGAUUACGCACAUGGCGCUCAGAUGCCCAGUGAAUUCACCAGAGCCAUAGGGAUGAGACACACUGUGCAUGUGAAGGACAUGAUUGGCUAUCUGAAGCGUUGGUGCGUGAAGGUGUCUGAAAAUCCGUCUGAGGAUCCUGAAGGAGCAGAUUUCACUACUACAGUCGAUCACAUCCAUACAGUGUAUCGUUACCUGUCCGCCGAGUGCACUAGCACCGAGCUCCGAGACCUGUUCCAGCAUGCACCUGCUGUCUUCAUCGAGUACGACAGGGAGGAUGACUGGUGCUCCGGGCGUUUCUAUCAUCUUAAGGAGGUUUGCUGGUCUGAUCCGACGGGCAUGUUUCACAGAUACAAGGAGCUGAUUCGACGCGCUGACAGCGGCAUACAGGAGCCCAGAGUCCUGGCACCCUUUUAUAAUCAUUUGGAGGACAUGAAGAAAUUUUUCAAGUCUCUGAGUGUGGAGCCCAGUCCGUCUAUGAAGAAGUACGUGUCUCUGCUGGAGGCCGUCUGUGAGGCGUCUCCUCUUGCGACAGGAGAUGUUGUCCAAGACGUCUCGGUCAUCUUCGCCAAACUAGCUGAUAUAUGUAAGUUCCGUGUUCAUGGAGAUCAGGAUCAGGACACUCAGCUCUACCCAGUCUACUGCAGCUCUCUGAAAGACAUGGUGUCUCGUAAAAGAGUGUUUCCCACCAAGACUAGCGGUUGGGUCACAUUAGCUUGUAAGCCCAUGAUCGCAGACAGCGCAAACCUGGAGAAGAUCUUCAAAUCGCAUGGUUCGGUUUGUCUGCUCAACCUGCCGUCUGCAGCCAAGAGAGCAGCCAACAAACCCAGGCAUGAAGGCAAGCAGGAGAAGGAGGCGUUCAGCGAGCGCGACCGUGAAUUAUUCCUGGAGAUCUGCGGGGUGGAGCGGCUCUCCCGGCGCGUGACCACCGAGCCACAGACCGAGAACUACAGGCCUUGCCCCGCGGUGCAGACCCUGGUGCGGCAGCUCGUCCCCUACAUCCAGAGGUUCAUCUUCCACAACGCUGAUUUCGAUGACGUGUACAGUGAGCUGAAGGAGAGUGGGAUUGCUAAAUGCAUUCGCUCGCUAAGUUUUGGACAGGUUGGGAAGCUGUAUAUUCACUAUCGGCUUGAGGUGCCGGAUGAGAACACCAUCUAUGAGAGCGAGGAUAUUAUAUGUCUCCUAAAAGACAAAAAAGAGCUGUACAUCCAUAAAGAUCACCUCUCGGCCAAACUGGACAUCUGCAGAGAGCUGGUGAAACUGUUCACCACAGACAAGAGCUUUGCUAAAGAGCUAGAGCGCUUCCUCCAGGGCCUUGUGACAUGCGUAAAUGACCAAGCUGCUUUAAAGAGGUUUCUGGACAGAGAAAACGCUCGAGAGCUCCCUGCAAAUGAGGAACCAUGGGAGGUGCCGGCGCCGGUGGAAGUAAAAGCAGAAACCAUCGUAUCGUCUUUGGUCCGGCCGUCAGGAGACGUGCAGGAGGAGGAAAUGCAGACACAACACAAUAAAGAGGACCGGCUGGUUUGCUGGCCACCAAAAGCCUCUCUCAGUAAAACAAGUGGCAGCAGUUCAGGCAGUCAGGCUGUUGAAGAGGUGAUGAAGAUGUGGCCUCCUCCUGCUGCUCCAGCUGCUGCGGGUCUCGAGAGGAGCUCGUCCAAUAUCAGCGUUCAUCAGAGAACCGCGGAGUCUCCACUGCACACAGAACCAAGAGCUCAACAUGAACAGAGUCCCAGAGCAAGCAGCUUCCCGCCACGAGCCACAGAGCGGAGGGAAGAGUCCGCUGUGCAGGAUGUCCAGUCUGUGGUCAGUCCUCAGCAGCCUGUGAAACCAAACGCAGCUACAGAUGAAGGAGAAGAAACUACAGUGGACAAAACCAACCCGCCACCAGCAGCAGAUGAUGACCACUCAACACUGCUAAGCCAAAACCCAGCCCAGGCUCCAGAGAUAGUGCUGAGCCAGUUCCAGGGAGCUGAAGCCCUGCAGCGUCCGCCCAUGACUCUGGACAGCGCCGUCUGGAGCAAAGCCGUGGCUCCGGAGGAAGUUCUGGAGGAUCUGCCGCUGGAUUGCACCAUGCCUCAAACCCUGGUGCUGCCUAAAGACAAAGAAGACACGGGCAGCAUCGGACAGUGGGGAGAGCAGCUGGUCCACUCCUUCCUCACGCACUGGAGAGAGAACGGCGGCCCCAGUCAAAUCACCUGGUUCAACGAGAAAGGAGAGAGCGGCCGCGCAUGCGACUUCAAGCUGACCUUCACAAAUAACGGGAGCACGCAAGAAGUCUUCGUGGAGGUGAAGACGACGGUCAGGCGAGAUCGACACUUCAUCCACAUGUCUGCGAACGAGCUGGAUCUGGCACUGAAGGAGAAGGAGCGGUAUCACAUAUACCGAGUGUACGGCGCUGGAGAUGCGCAGCACGUGCGUCUCUGUCGCAUCAAGAACCUCGCGCAGCAUCUGCACUCUAAGUCCCUGGAACUCUUUUUAUUCGUGUAGCCAUCUUUCGUCUCACUGAAAAUCUCGAGUUGUUUUAGAAUAACAUUUCUGACCUAUGUUAGCUGUACAAUUCUGCCUGUUUGCACUCUAUCCUGUUCAUCGAUUCUUUUAAUUGUUUUUUUUUUUAAACUACUGAUACUGUUUGUACUGAUAUGUGCGAUAUGUGCACAAUUUUAGUGGCCAGUUAUAGUUAAACGUUUUAAAGAAUCAACAUGUUCUCUAUCCACAUGUUCGGUCAUGUAUUCAAAGCACAGAUUUUGCAUUGAUUCUUUCAUAAGCUCUACUGUAAAAGUGUAUCUUCACUCUUUGGAUUGUGCUGUAAUCAGUUCCGUAAAUAAAAGAAAUGUUCCGAAAA
Cyprinus carpio (common carp) is the source of this 3869-nucleotide messenger RNA. RefSeq lists its product as uncharacterized. NCBI's taxonomy places the organism in Eukaryota, Metazoa, Chordata, Actinopteri, Cypriniformes, Cyprinidae. The record is from RefSeq and is a predicted model, not a curated record. Bases 26 to 3514 code for a protein of 1162 amino acids. The transcript has 19 exons.